GCCACUUCCAUCAGUACAAUUACUGGUUGGAAGUUGAGUUCAUCCUGAAGCAUUGAUGCUCUAGACCUCAAAAGAGUUCCUCGAUACUGGAAGGAUUAAUUGCCUUGUCAUCUGGCAGAAGCAAAACAUCAAGCAUACACCUUUCCACAAGACAACCAAUCUGCGGUCUCGAAACGAAAGAAACCAUGAAUCGACUAAUCCUCCGUUCCGUACCCAUGGCUUCAGCGCUUCAGAGACCGGCUGCGGCAUGCCUGCGAGCGACUGCACUUCCAUCACUCCGGCUAGCCGACGUCAGGCCCUACAACAUCAACACCAGUGGCAACCCGCCGUCCCCCGAUGCUGCCGAGUCUAGUACGUCGUCGGCCCCCGACGCCGCCGAGAAGGCCAGUGCGCAAAGCGGCGGAUCGCGGAGCAAAGAAUCCGUCGAGACGGGCUCCAGCCCAACAGCCGGCGCCAUCCCGGACGCGUUGGCCGAAGGCGACGCCCGCGGCCGGACGGGGGGCGGGCAGCCGCUCGAGAGCUCCGUCGAGCCCCCUCCCCAGCCCAAGAUCAGCAACGCCAGCGUGCCUGGGGAGCGCCCCAACCUGACGGCCGAGCAGCAGCGCGAGGUGGACGAACACAACCGCGAGUUUGAGAAGAAGCAUGGCAGGGCCGAUCCGGCGGGCGAUGACAAGGUCGACUCGAGCUAUUGGAGUGGGAAGGGUUCGAGGCAGAGUAAGGACUGAGAAGAUUCGAGAUUCUGUCACUGGUGUAAUAGAAAUGAAAAAGAAAAAAAAGAACGAGAAAGAAAACUAGCAAAGAAAACUGCACAAGUAGUAUAGAAUUGGUCGGGUUGUCAAAGUCAGAGCAGGCAUUGUGGGGACGCUGUAACAGUUUUCUAUUCCUAGCCUUCUCUCACUAGUUACCCAAGUUCCCAUGAUAGCUCGCUCUCGUCGGUGACGGAUCAACUCUCAGGGUCGCUUACUGCAGUGCGCUCUUUGCUUUGUGCGGGGUCGCCCCAAAUUGGAAUCAUACCUCCGUGCCCUAUCAC
Messenger RNA from Parathielavia appendiculata, 1030 nucleotides. RefSeq lists its product as uncharacterized. Lineage: Eukaryota; Fungi; Ascomycota; Sordariomycetes; Sordariales; Chaetomiaceae. Bases 216 to 725 code for a protein of 169 amino acids. The transcript has a single exon. The record is from RefSeq and is a predicted model, not a curated record.